Molecule: messenger RNA, 2372 nt
Organism: Mya arenaria
Lineage: Eukaryota; Metazoa; Mollusca; Bivalvia; Myida; Myidae
Exons: 3
Coding region: 262-1767 (501 amino acids)
Biological process (GO): protein dephosphorylation; negative regulation of MAPK cascade
Cellular component (GO): cytoplasm
Molecular function (GO): MAP kinase tyrosine/serine/threonine phosphatase activity; protein tyrosine/threonine phosphatase activity
Source: RefSeq, a predicted model, not a curated record
ACACGCAUAAACAGCGGAAUAUCAUUAUUUAUAUCACUUACAUGAUCAAGAUAUUGUGGAAUCUAUCUAGUUGGUUUCAACAUGAAUUGGAGAACUUAAGUUAACGUUAAAAUAAUAAUAUAUACCUGUAAUUAAAGUCAAAACUGCCUUGAUAGUGGACUUCUGUGGAAAUGCGCUUCACCCCAAGUGAUUGUAUAACAUAGCACACAUCGUCCGUGAUAGCCGAGGAAACAAAAUAUUGGUAACCAAAGAUGAUCGAAUAUGUCAAGUGCGAAGCAAGGCGAGUCCCUUCCCAGACCCUGUGACGGCCCUUACUAUAGCCGCUACACGGAGCAUAAAGUCGUCCUGAACUUCCGGCCCCUUUCAUCUAGCACCGCAACGUCCACUCCGAGGGCUCGCAACGCUGAAAACUACUCUCCCAUCUCCCGCUACAGCUCUACGGACUCCGCCCUACCGCCACAGGACAAACGCCGCCUGUCCGUCACCGGUGAGACAGUGUUUGACUUCGUACUUCCGGCCGAUAAGAACGAGUCAUCCGACGGCCCCUCGUCCCCUUUUCCAAACAGCCCAUCCGACUUUCGGGCCAUAUCACCAAAAUUCAACAUUUACAGUUCACCAUUGUCGACUUUCAGAAGCGGCUCACUGGAGAGUACCCACUCACAAAGCUCAGUGGCUUCCGAGUCGGCAAAAGACAAACGGUCUGCUUUCAGUGAGAAAAACUCGUACAUCAAUAACUCAAAACCGAGGGGGAAAUUGGGAAAAUUUGCCAGUGCCGUUCAAAAACAUUCGAUAACUAUAUUCACCGCAGCGGCCUUCAAAUUAGCACACGAAAACUCUAGGACGCAGAAGUUAACUGUGUCUUGCCCCGAACUCUUGCCAUCAAGAACGUCCGAGGUAACCAAGAAGGUUGGAACUGAGAGUUGUGCUGAACUUGCCUCCCUUGAGCGCACAAACUCUGAGAAAAUUGCGGUGGUUAAACAUAAACUAACUGUUCCGGACAUCUUUACCACGUCUUUCACUCACUCAAAAGACUCUUGUUCAAAGGGACUCAUUUUAAAAUCGUGCUCUAGUCAACAAGACGUUCCUAGUGUAGCUAAAAUACCAGAAAAGGCUCCCAUACGCCGUGCGAUAUCUUUAACCAAGAAUCUCCCCCAAGACUACGAUAAAACAAACCGCCUACUAUCCCCGACAAUGUAUAAGGACGAACAGCUAGCCCAGGUAACCGAAUAUCUGUUCAUCGGGAGCAUAGAGUCUGCGUACAAUGAUCGGCGCCUUUGUCGACUUGAGAUAGAAUCCUUGGUGGACAUCAGUAACCUGAGUGAAAUGCAGGUCCCCGCACAGAAGAAGCUACAGUGCCCGUGCCUCUGUCAAACCGAGUCCAAGCACUUUCGGUCAAAAUUAAUCAUAGCCGUCCCCGAUGAAGAAAAUGACGGUAUCGACCAAUAUUUCGAAGAAGUAAACAAAUUUAUAGAAGGUGCUCGUAGAUGUACUAAGAAAGUGUUAAUCUACAGUCUAGAGGGCAAAUCGAGGGCGGCUUUGUUCGCUAUCCAGUACCUUAUUGAAUACGAGGGUCUUUUGCUUCGUCAGGCUUACAGCAUGGUCAAGAAGCAGCGACCCCAAGUCUCCCUGAAUCCAUCCUUCCAGCGAGCGUUAGAAAAGCUGGAGAAGUCCUUGUACCCGGAUGAACGGCAUUCCGUAAAUAUCUGCAACGAGUAUCUGAAUGUCGCGGACCCGCAGGCUAUCAAGUGCGCUUGGAUUGACUGUUGAUCUUCUCUUUACAAAGUCUAUUCGUGGACAACAUAUAUAUACAUGUGCGUAAACCCCAGGGUGCUUGUUAUGGAUUAAGAUGAGCCUGUAAGUUGGAAAAGCUGAACUAAUUAACAUGUUGAUUAAUAGGGUGAAAUAACUUUAUCUGGUCAAUGGACGUGUUUCGAAGUAUUAUGCUUAUUAAUUAACUGAGUAGAGCUUGUUUCUAAUAGCGACGCCAACGACAUGACUUAUUUUGCCACUUACUAAAUAUUGGUAUCCAUUUUUUAAUCACAACAACUGUUGAAAGCGCUUUCUUUUUAUACUGUUUAUGUGUUAAACUCGCACACAAACGCGCUAAAUUAACUUUGGUCAGAUCUUGAAUAAUAUAACAAGAUGUAGCAAAAACCAUUUCAAGCAAAACUCGAAAAAUCAUAAGGUGUGUAAUUAUGAUACUUCGAGUAUUUCGAAACCAACUUUCUGUAAAUACUUUUCCUACGUCCAUUCAGAAUUUGAUGUUUUUUUCGCUUUGUAAAUAAACAUAGAAAUCGGCUUGAUUAAAUGUGAAGAAAUGAGCUAUAUCUAGCCAUUAAUUACAAUGCCGUUUUGGUUUGAUGGCAGGGGAA